Messenger RNA from Tachysurus fulvidraco (yellow catfish), 2879 nucleotides. It is a transcript of the gene slc25a44a, whose product is annotated as solute carrier family 25 member 44a. The transcript has 4 exons. Gene Ontology annotation, cellular component: mitochondrion. The record is from RefSeq and is a predicted model, not a curated record. Gene Ontology annotation, biological process: transmembrane transport; branched-chain amino acid catabolic process. NCBI's taxonomy places the organism in Eukaryota, Metazoa, Chordata, Actinopteri, Siluriformes, Bagridae. Bases 240 to 1193 code for a protein of 317 amino acids. Gene Ontology annotation, molecular function: branched-chain amino acid transmembrane transporter activity.
GAGAAAGAGAAACAGACAGACAGAUAGACAGAGAGAGAGUGAGGUCAAACAAACUGUCAUCAGGAUCCUAAUGCAGAAGACACAGCUGUAUUUCUUCUUUUUAUGACAUUACACUAGCAAGUCAAAUGUUUGGAUCUAGAAGUCAAAGACUAAAUAAUAAGGUGGAGAUGAUAGAUGAAGGGUCGCUAGGCUGGUGCGGCACGGUGCCGGUCGCAUGAAGGUUGGCAUUAGCUGGAAGUAUGCAGCAGGAACGGAACAUCCGGAUCAUCGAAUGGGAAGACCUGGACAAGAGGAAGUUCUACUCCCUCGGCGUGUUCAUGACGUUAACCACACGUGCCACCGUCUACCCCUUCACUCUGAUUCGAACCCGGCUGCAGGUCCAGAAGGGGAAGUCACUCUAUACUGGCACAUUUGAUGCCUUCUGUAAGAUCUUUAAAGCUGAAGGUAUGCGGGGACUGUACCGGGGCUUCAUGAUUAACACCUUCACGCUGAUCUCAGGUCAAGCCUACAUCACCACCUAUGAGCUGGUUAGGAAGUACGUCUCUCAGUAUUCUUCCAAUAACACAGUCAAGUCACUGGUGGCUGGUGGCUCAGCCUCACUGGUGGCUCAGAGCAUCACCGUGCCCAUUGACGUGGUCUCCCAGCAACUCAUGAUGCAAGGCCAGGGGGAACAUCUCACACGCUUUAAGCUCAAGUCCAAGAAGGCUGUGACCACAUCUAAGCACAGGUUGACUUUUGGCCAGACCCGGGACAUUACCGUGCAGAUUUUCGCUGCAGACGGUUUUCGGGGGUUUUACCGUGGCUAUGUGGCGUCUCUUCUCACCUACAUUCCUAACAGCGCUGUGUGGUGGCCUUUCUAUCACCUUUAUGCAGAGCAGCUGUCUCGACUGGCUCCGUCCAACUGCCCUCACCUCCUCUUGCAGGCUGUGGCCGGGCCCAUGGCUGCUGCCACCGCCUCCACCCUCACCAACCCCAUGGACGUAGUGAGGGCCAGAGUGCAGGUGGAAGGGCGUUUGUCAGUGAUUGAAACGUUUAAGCAGCUCAUUGCGGAGGAGGGCAUGUGGGGUCUAACCAAGGGUCUGUCUGCUCGCAUCAUCUCCUCCAUGCCCACCUCCAUCCUCAUCGUCAUCGGCUACGAGACGCUGAAGAGGCUGAGCCUGCGGCCUGAGCUCGUCCACACCAGACACUGGUGAAAAGCAGGAAGUGGCUCAGGAAGCGCGCGCACACACAGACACACACACAGACACACACACACACACACACACACACGAACCCACUCAGUGUGGGCCUUUUUAUUGUUUGACAUACUAAGGAUGAGAGAGAUUUGGAAGAGGACCAGACGGUAUAGUAUGUACAGUAUCUUUUAUAAAAGAUCACACCGUUUCAGAAAAGUAUUUUAUGAGCUACUAUAUAUUUCAUGUUUGACACCAAAACUGUCAAGAAACUAACGCAAAUCAAAUCACAACACACACCCAGAUGAGAGUUCUGUAAUAUUACAGGCUGAAUUAGGCCUCAUCUGUGUAAAGCAGACACAUGGAACAGCUUUAUAAAGGCCUAGAUGAAAGUUUCAGCCUCUGUUAGAGACACGUUUGUAGAAUGAAUUGUUUAUCAGAUCAGAUUCGGAUUUCCAAAUGCAAAUAUGGGCUCAUGUCGACCUGAAUAUAUGAGCAUUCAUGAUGUUACGUGAUAAGAACACCAAGCCUGGACCGAUAACAUCUACAUCUAACUGAACUCGGAAUACAGCGAUCUACUUUCGUUUUCAAGAACCGUCUGAGAUUUCUACAGUAUUUACACUUUAAGCGUGUUGUAGUUUAUCUUUAUUUUUAUGUGAACACGCUUUCAUAGUGAAUUAAUUAUACAGGUGUUUCAUGGGAACGUGUGUAAUCCCUGAGAUUUGUGUGAACUUUUUUAAACACUCUCGUCGUUAUCUGUAGAUGACUGGGACUGCGGUGAGUCAUGUAUGUAUGUAAAGAUGAAUAUGUGGUGAAACAGUUAACGCGGUCUCCUUCACUUUGUUUUAUCUACUCACAAGGACCUUUUUCCCCCUGGUGCAACUUGUACUGUAGGAUGUGGCCAAGGUGUAGGACUUAUUUUAUAAACAUAUUCAGACAUUUCUGUAGGUCAGAUAAACUGUUUCCUUGUACGCUGCUUAAAUGUUAAAAAAAAAAAAAACAGAGCGAGAGAAAGAGAGAUAUUAAACAAACAGCGGCUUAUUACCACAAACGUAUUGUGAUAUGGCACAAUGUGUUUUGAAGAGCAGAAUCCUUAUCCUGAAGCAUGGUAGUGGCAGCAUUAGUCUUUAGUGCUGCUUUUCUUAAGCCAGAACUGGGGUGAAGGGAAUCAUGGACAGCUACAAAUACCAGUCAGGUUAAAAGCAGAACGUUCAUGUGUCUGCUAAGAUGAAAAAAGCAAUUUCAGCUUGUCAGUGACAACACUUAUGUGUAGUACAAGACAGAAAUCACAGAACCAGAAGACAGUUUCUGAGUGAGCUCGAGUGGGCCGUGGUCAGGAGACGGCCGUACGGUUUGAUAGAUUUGGAAUGUUAUUGUGAGAAAGAGCAGAAAAAUACGGACUGUUCCCCAGAAAGUCUGAGUGAAUUUAAUAAAAUUAAAAAGGUGCUUCAAACAAAGUGUCAGUUUAAGAGUAUGAACCAUUGCGGCAUAUGAACCAUAUGAAUCUUCUUGUACAUGAGCCGAACAGACCUUGAUGUGGAAGACACAGAAAAUACACAGCUAAAGAGGUUACAGAAAACAGGAGAUUUAGAACCCUGAAUAAGUCACAGGUUUUUAGUUGUGUGGGCGCUCAGCAGAGGGUAUGAAAGACAACGUUAAAGAAGUAUUUAUAAAAAAAAAAUUAUUUUAUUAACUGGAGAAUGCUGU